Messenger RNA from Episyrphus balteatus (marmalade hoverfly), 2252 nucleotides. RefSeq lists its product as uncharacterized. Bases 498 to 2171 code for a protein of 557 amino acids. The record is from RefSeq and is a predicted model, not a curated record. NCBI's taxonomy places the organism in Eukaryota, Metazoa, Arthropoda, Insecta, Diptera, Syrphidae. The transcript is spliced from 3 exons.
CAGGUUGGAAGGUUCAACUACAAUAUUGACGAAGGAUAUUUUCUCGAAAUUCUUCAACACAACGGGCAAUAGUGUCGACAUCGUCCUGUGUCGUGUCGCCGCGACAUGUGUGUUCGUCUUUUUUUUUUUUUCUUUUUUGUAUUCCUAUUAAACGGUUCUACCCCUAAUAAGUAAAAAAGCUAAAAAAAAAAAAAUGAUAAGGGUUUAGUCAAACAUCAACAUCAAGACGAGAACAAGAAGAACGACAACGACACGAAACGAAAGUAUCCUUGAAUAAAAAAAAAAAAUAAAUUAAUUUUUAUUUUCUGUGAGUGUGUUAAGUGCAAGGAUGAGUAUCCUCAUCUGUGACAAGAACAGGACUUUCGCACAUUAAAAGUUUCAACAAUUGCACAAAUUCUGUAUGAGUAACACGUUUAGUCGUUUGACGGUUUGACAUAAUCAAAAAAAAUUUGAACUAUAUGUAACGUUACAUAUAAAAUAAGUUGUAACGUAAAAAAAUGUCAUCUAUGAAACGUUUGGCAGUUAUGGCGGCAUUUAGCCAUUUUAACGGUCACGAAAAUCACAAUAAUUCAACAAUGAUGUUGCCUUGGACUUUUACAACAACAACAACAACAACAAAAACACAAACGGAAGUAGCAAUUUCUUCGUUUGCGGCAAAUAGUGCUUACAAUCAAAAUAACAUUAGUAGUAGUCCGCAAAUUGGCGGACUCGGAUUACUUCAUCAGCAAAAUUUAAGAAGUGGAACAAUUAAUGGCGCUGGUAGUGGUAGUAGUUAUGGUGGUGGUGUUGGAGCUUUUGGAGGUUAUUCGGCAGGAAGUUGGAGUGGUGGAGCACCUGUUAUGGGUGGUAGUGGUAGCAGUAGUAGCAGUGGCGGAAGUUCGGAUGGAUCUAAUCAUAUAAAUGGCAACGUUAACGUUUUACUUGGCGGCGCUAUGCUGUCUGUGGUGACAACUGUGUUAUGUGUCGUAUGCUACUGUUGCCAUCGUAACAUAAAAAAACGUACAGAAGCUGCAUACCGGCAAAGGUGGAUGGAAAACGAUACUAAUAUGGAGAUAUACAGUGUGGAACAGUGUUACGAGACAUCUGGCUUAUUCUUAGACUCAUCGGAGGGGUUAGCAGUUCCAACAUUGAGUCAUGAACCACCACCAUCAUACGAUGCCGUAAUGGUAGCCAUGCAAGAGACCAACCACCAACCAAGCAGAAUAUCUCCACCGCCGGAUUAUCGGUCGAUGAAUGAUGUAUCUGGGUCAUCUGGGAAUGUCAUCGAGAAUCCCAAGUUCAUUACGAAUGGUGGCAAUGGCAAUAGUUUGAGAAUUAAGAAAGUUCUUAGUGCUCAAUCGUGCUGUUCCUUGCAACGUGCUGAAGCUGAAAAUUUAUUUCAACUUGGGGUAGUGGCUGCUGCAGCAGCAGCAGCUACUUCGGGACGUUUUGGUGCAAGUGCCUUAGGGAGGAAAUCCCUGCCAUAUGCUGCCCAUAAUCUUGCAGAAGGCAGAUUUGUCAAUCAUCAACAUCCUUACUACCAGGGAUGUCCGUUGUGUGGGAAGUUUCGUUACGAUGAUUCCAUGUCAUUGUCUAGUGAUAGUGGCCUGGAUCAGGUGGUUGUGACGACAGUGGAUGUCAAUAAUGGAAAUACACCUCCACAGGUGGGAGGUGGUGGUGGUGAUACUGACACAUGCUAUUGCACUCCAAUGCAAAGUCCUACAAUAGUUGAAGAUAGUAACAAUAAUAGUGGCACAAUAGCAUAUGAAAUUAUAGAUGAUCGUAGGAGGAUCUCAUCAACAGAACAAUUGAUGAUUUCAUCGUCGUCGCAUGCGAAAUAUGAAAAUACAAUUAACAACAAUGAUAGUUUAGUAGACGGUACGCCCACUACCGGUGGCGGCGGUGGCGGUGAUGGCGCUGUCACAAGCACAACUUUAUCACCAUCAUUAUCUUCAGAACCAACUUCAUCUCAACAAGUCGCAACGACAACGAUAACGGCUGUUGAAACAGCAGCAUCUACAAGCGACAAUAAUCGUGACAUCGCAAAUAAUAUAACCGAUGAUGUAAUGCUGGAUUUGGACUCUAUCAACGAUAACGGUAUUAUUCGUUUAGAUAUGAGCAAAAUAAUUGACAAAACUGGAUUACCUACUUAUGAAGCGGCCUUAAAGUUAGAGUCUAGUGGUUAUGUUUAAAAAAAAAAAAAAAACUCUUUGAAUUAAGAAUAUACCUAGUCUUUUAGUGUUUGUUUGUUUCUGUUUUUUCAAAAUUUGUUU